Molecule: messenger RNA, 987 nt
Organism: Sparassis crispa
Lineage: Eukaryota; Fungi; Basidiomycota; Agaricomycetes; Polyporales; Sparassidaceae
Product: Iron-sulfur protein
Exons: 6
Coding region: 1-987 (328 amino acids)
Biological process (GO): mitochondrial respiratory chain complex I assembly; iron-sulfur cluster assembly
Cellular component (GO): mitochondrion
Molecular function (GO): 4 iron, 4 sulfur cluster binding; ATP-dependent FeS chaperone activity; ATP binding
Source: RefSeq, a predicted model, not a curated record
AUGUCGUCUCCGUCCGCCAUCCUCCGGCGCUACUUUGCAACCUCUGCACGCGUGAGGCACAAUAACCCGCUGGGUCUGCCCAACCGAGGACUGCCGCCGCAAAUCCCGAGGAGAGGAGGGCCUAUACAGAAGCGGUCGCUUCCUCAUGUGAAGAAAGUUAUUGCGGUAGCCAGUGGAAAGGGUGGAGUGGGAAAGAGCACGGUUGCAGUCAAUCUUGCGUUCUCGCUCGCAAUGUCCAAGAACUCGGGGCUUAGUGGGCGACCUAGAGUGGGCAUUCUUGACUUGGACAUCUUUGGACCUUCCGUACCAAAACUCAUGGGUCUCGAGAGUGCGAAUGAUCCUCUUCUUACUGCCGCGGGCGCGAUUAUUCCUCUCCGGAACCAUGGGCUCCCUUGCAUGUCGAUGGGCUUUCUUCUUCCCCGCCCAGCUGGUGCAGAGUCAAGCGCGGAUACCCCGGUCGUAUGGCGCGGCCUGAUGGUGCAAAAAGCGGUGCAGCAGCUACUCUUCGACGUGGAUUGGAGAGACAAUGAAGGUGGACCUGGGCUUGAUGUGCUUGUCAUUGAUAUGCCUCCUGGCACAGGCGACGUCCCGCUAACACUAGGGCAGUUGGUAAAUGUCGAUGGCGCCGUGAUUGUAUCGACACCUCAAGAUGUUGCACUGACAGAUGUGCGCAAGGGUGUUUCCAUGUUCCAGAAAAUUUCCGUACCUAUCAUCGGCCUACUCCUGAACCAGUCACACUUUAUAUGCCCCUCGUGUGCCACCUCGCACUACCUCUUCGGCCCUCCCAAAUCCUUCCGCGCAACUGCUACUCGCCUUGGCGUCGAUGUACUCGGAGAGCUCCCUCUAGUCCCGGGAGUGAGCAGUGGCGGCGAUAAAGGCAUCCCGUAUGCCCUGGCGAGCGCAGACGCUGUACCGGACGGAGGAAGAGAGCAGUGGCUGGCGACGAUGGAUGAUAUUGCUUCGCGCGUUUGGCAGUCUUUAAAGUAG